Molecule: messenger RNA, 1451 nt
Organism: Cryptococcus deneoformans JEC21
Lineage: Eukaryota; Fungi; Basidiomycota; Tremellomycetes; Tremellales; Cryptococcaceae
Product: 2-nitropropane dioxygenase, putative
Exons: 10
Coding region: 116-1153 (345 amino acids)
Molecular function (GO): nitronate monooxygenase activity
Source: RefSeq, a predicted model, not a curated record
CAGCUGCACCAUUCACUCUACCCAUAUACAUUGACCACGCUUGACUACUAUAGGUGGUGCUAAACUAGAAGUCAGCAUUUAGACGGAAAUCGACAACACAGAGCGAUUAGCGGCAAUGCCCAUAGUCACAGAGUUCACGCGUCUGUUAGGUAUCAAGUACCCAAUUGUGCAAGGUGGAAUGCAAUGGGUCGGUACUCCGCCAUUGGCUGCUGCAGUAGCGCGUGCCGGGGGGCUGGGCAUGCUUACGGCUUUGACUCAACCGAGCCCAGAAGAUCUAAGAGAGGCCAUCAAGGAGACAAGGCGCCUAUUGGGUGACAGAGAGGGGAAGUUUGGGGUAAAUAUUACCCUUCUUCCGUCGAUCAACCCUCCCGAUUAUGCGGGUUAUACCAGGGCUGCUCUGGAGGAAGGAAUCGACAUCUUCGAGACGGCUGGCAAUAAUCCCAAACCUCUCAUCGACUACAUAAGGACAUAUAAGGCAGAUAAUUCCAAGGGUCCUACUCCAAAGCGAUUCAUUAUUCACAAAUGUGUAAACAUCAAGCAUGCUUUUUCAGGUCAGAAGAUGGGCGUGGAUGUUUUGAGUAUUGACGGAUUUGAAUGUGCUGGUCAUCCUGGAGAGGAAGACAUUGGUGGCCUGGUCUUGCUUGCGAAAGCAGCCAAAGAGCUUACGAUCCCAUAUAUCGCAUCCGGAGGAUUUGCCGAUGGGCGUGGACUAGCAGCCGCUUUAUCCCUCGGGGCAGCUGGAAUCAACAUGGGUAAGUACACGCACUGGCUAUCAGAACUGAUUUUAGGUACCCGAUUUAUGUGCACCGUUGAGUCACCCAUUCAUCAGAAUAUUAAAGACAAAAUAGUACGCUCGACGGAGAAGGAUACUAUCCACAUAUUUCGGUAUGUAUGCAGGCUAAACGUAUGUGAUGAUCUAAAUGGCAUUGUAGUACGCUGGGCAAUACUGCUCGAGUCUAUCGUAAUUCGGUGUCGACUCGGGUUGUCGAAUUGGAAAAAAGACCCCAAGGCGCCAAAUUUGAAGAUCUUCGAGAGCUUGUUGCUGGCGCCAGAGGACGCAAAGUUUACGAGACGGGGGAUUAUGAUGCUGGGAUAUGGUCGGCUGGUAUCGCCAUCGGACUUAUCGAUGACAUUCCAACAUGUGCCAGCUUGAUAGAAAGGAUUGAUCAAGAGGCAUCGGAUGUGAUAAAGGGUUUAUGUGGUCUGAUUGAUAAUCAGAACAAGGCCAAGCUUUGAAAAGCCAAUACUGGUUAUACUUAGCAUAGUUGGUUGAAACAAUCAGGAAUUGCCCAGAUGGAUGGAAUAUCGCCAGAGUAAUUCAUUAGGAAAUGGGAGUCAUUAUUGUUUGUGGUGGUUGUUGCCUGGCUGUUUCGUUCGUCGCUUGUUGUUGCUGCAGAUCUUUUUUUUCUUCGCACUUUGUUUCUUUCGGUUUCAAACCAUCGCAGCAAUGC